Messenger RNA from Chilo suppressalis (striped riceborer), 1353 nucleotides. NCBI's taxonomy places the organism in Eukaryota, Metazoa, Arthropoda, Insecta, Lepidoptera, Crambidae. The record is from the annotation of a GenBank genome assembly.
AUGCAACGGAGUGGCCGAAUACCGGGCGAAAUACCUCGGCUCACCGGGAAACCUUCAAGAGGCAGUCACCAAUGUGAAGGCCCUGGGGGCGUUCCUGGGGGAGCUGGGCUAGCUGGAGUUACUAAGAACUUUGAGGUUAUGUCGGAACUUCAAGUUACAAAGCCUCCUGGAAAAAGCUGGAGAGAAAUAAAUCAAGAAAGGAAAACACUAAAACGGCAACGCAACGAAGAGAAAAUAUUAAAACGUGAAAAGCGAAUUGCUUUAGACAGAGAAGAAGAAAAAAAGUUUAAGGAAGAAGUCGAGAAAGAAAAGAAAUAUUCUGAGAUUUCAACUGUCAGUAUAGCAAUUCCAGGAUCAAUAUUAGAAAAUGCUCAAUCUGCUGAACUGCGGACGUAUUUAGCAGGUCAAAUAGCGAGAGCUGCAUGUGUGUUCUGUGUAGAUGAAGUAAUAGUUUAUGAUGAUGUUGGGGACAAAUUAGACACGAAAAAAUCUAAAGUAGAAGAUGUUGAUGGAGUCAAACUUGCUCGCAAAAGUUGUGUGCAGUUGGCAAGGAUUUUGCAAUACUUGGAAUGUCCACAAUAUUUAAGAAAACAUUUCUUCCCAUUACAUAAAGACCUGGAAUUUGCUGGAUUAUUAAAUCCAUUAGAUGCACCUCAUCACUUGAGAAUGUCUAAUGAUUUCAAAUUCAGGGAAGGUAUAACUAUGAACAAAAAAGUGAAACCUGGUCGAGGAUCCCAAGUAAAUGUUGGCCUUCUACAAGAUGUUUCAACUGACAAAUUAUUGAAUCCAGGUAUCAGAGUAACAGUACGCAUGUUAGCACCACAAGGUGGUAAAAAGUUAAAGGGUAAAAUUGUCAGCCUUACUACACCACGAGCAGAGACAGGUGUAUACUGGGGAUACACUGUCAGGAUUGCUAAUAACUUGAGUCAAGUUUUUACUCAAUCAACAUAUAAAGAUGGAUAUGAUUUAACUAUUGGGACCUCAGACAGAGGAAUACCUGUAGAUGAUUUACCAGAUGGAGGGCUAAAAUAUAACCAUGCCUUAAUAGUAUUUGGAGGACUACAAGGUAUAGAAGCAGCUUUAGAAAGUGAUGAACAAUUACAAGUUGAUGAAGCCAGUUUGCUUUUUAACCAUUAUAUUAAUGUGUUGCCAAAUCAAGGUUCAAGGACAAUACGCACUGAAGAAGCUGUGUUAGUAGCCCUCUCCGGGUUGAGAAGUAAAUUGAAAGCAAAUAAUGCACCCAUGAUAUUUAAAGAAUCUGGCAUUGCAAAAAGUUCCAUCUUUAGUGGUAAACUAGAGGUUUCUGAUCACUCCGGAAAUGAAAGUAAUUUUGAUUUGAGUAGGUUUGACUAA